Pleuronectes platessa (European plaice) is the source of this 2430-nucleotide messenger RNA. RefSeq names its product solute carrier family 25 member 39 (gene slc25a39). The coding region runs from base 200 to 1276 and encodes 358 amino acids. The transcript is spliced from 12 exons. Gene Ontology annotation, biological process: mitochondrial transmembrane transport. NCBI's taxonomy places the organism in Eukaryota, Metazoa, Chordata, Actinopteri, Pleuronectiformes, Pleuronectidae. The record is from RefSeq and is a predicted model, not a curated record.
CACAGCGACCCGGACACGCGCUCGACCCCCCAAAGCAAGCUGGGUUUAUCUCCCCAUCUGUCCCUCACGGAGGAGCAGUGUAGCAUCGUCAUGCUACGCACAGCUGUCAUGGACGAAGACGUCUGUUUCCUGCUACACAGGCAGCAACAGUAAAGGCUGACGCGCUGUGGUGUUUCUCUCGUUCUGACAGGUGGGCAGGAUGGGGGACCGGGCCGUCAGUGGCCCAGUGGCUGCGAUCUCUCCAUUGCAGCAGAUGGUGGCCUCUGGCACUGGAGCCCUCCUCACAUCUUUAUUUGUCACGCCCCUGGACGUUGUGAAGAUCCGGCUGCAGGCUCAGCAAGCACCGUUCCACAACGCUUUGGCCUGUGAGUCUGCUCCUUGGGGCGGUGUCCUCCGCCCUUCCAAGUGGAAAUGUUUCCUCUAUUGUAAUGGACUGAUGGAUCACAUCUACGUUUGUCAGAACAGAACCAGCUACAGCAGCUGGUACAAAGCACCGACACAUUUCAGCGGAACUUUAGAUGCUUUUGUGAAAAUCAGUCGACAUGAAGGAUUCAGGUCUUUGUGGAGUGGACUACCACCAACACUUGUUAUGGCGGUACCUGCCACUGUCAUCUACUUCACCUGCUACGACCAGCUCCGAAACUACCUGACAUUCGGUCUGGGUCUUCAGGGCAGCCAUGUUCCUCUCGUGGCUGGUGGCCUGGCCAGAUUGGGGGCUGUGACGGUCAUCAGUCCUCUGGAGCUGAUCAGGACUAAGAUGCAGGCCCGUCGGCAGCCCUACAGCGAGCUGCGAGCAUGUAUCCGCUCUGCUGUGGCCCAGGACGGCCUGCUGUCUCUGUGGAGGGGCUGGGCACCCACCAUUCUAAGAGAUGUCCCUUUCUCAGGCUUGUAUUGGUUUAACUAUGAACUGCUGAAGGCCCAGUUAUGUGAACAGUUUGGAAGGUCUCAGGCCAACUUCCCCAUCAGCUUUACUGCAGGAGGUGUCUCUGGAGCUAUCGCUGGGAUCCUCACACUGCCUUUUGACGUGGUGAAGACUCGCAGACAGAUCCAACUGGGAGAGAUGGAUACUCUAGGAGGUCCCUUGAAGAAAACUUCUUCCACAUGGUACAUGAUGAAGAAGAUAUGGGUUGAGGUGGGCUACAGGGGGCUUUUUGCAGGUUUCAUGCCCAGGGUGAUCAAAGUGGCCCCAGCCUGUGCGAUCAUGAUAAGCACCUAUGAAUUUGGAAAGACCUUCUUCCACGAGAUGAACCUUGAACAGGAGGGCCUGGCAUCCUGAAGGUUGUCUGUGCCGAGCUGGGUGUUUCCCAGCAGCAGAAUCACAUGCAGACAUGAGGACACAGGGGACCUAACCUCCGUAGACGAAUGGAGGAAAGGGUGGGUUUGGACUUCGGAGGUGUCUCUACCUGCAAAUCUGAUAUUCUACAAGCCGGGACCAGGAGGGACACUCAAGGUUGACUUUAUAUGCGGGGACUAUUUGAGUGAACCUUUUACAGGCAUCUUUGAAAAGAGAUGUUCUUUUUCUGUUUUUCUGUGUGUGACACAAAUCAAACGUCGGUGUACAUUUUCAAACAAUGAUGAAGAGGCUAGGUGAGUGAGCAGUGGCGUUGCCGUCGUCCUCGAUGAGUUGUGUAAGGUUUUACUGCUGAGUGGGAAAAUCCCAACCCUCUUAAAGACUUCAACUGCAUCAGCACUGUAGCAUGAGUGCGAGGAAAAUAUUCUAAUACCUGUAUUCUGCAUCUCCUGAGAAGCUGCAUGUUGUGUACAACUGCAUUAACUACAGAAGCUGGAUAAUAAAAUGCGGCCCACUCUCUUCCUGCAUCACUGCAUUACCCUGCAUUCCUGUAGCUAUGAAACAAGACAUUUAUGACAAUCUGCUGAGUAGAUGAGUGACAAAUCAGUUUUGUGUGCUGUGUAAAUGUAACCAUUGCCAGCCCUUUACAUUUGCAACACAAGAGCUGUGAUAAGAAUCAAUGAUCAUUAACUUCAGCUUGGCUUUUCAUGUCUGCUGGAUGUGCCCUUCUUCUCUGUUCUCAUAACUGGAGGAAAGCCAUAGUACAAGGAGGCCUGGUGGGGGUCUGGUGAUAUGUUUUCAUUGGUGCAUGGGUUAUGUAUAUUAUGCUAUUGAAUAACAAUGACUAUACAACACACACGUAAAAAUGGAACUGCAGCCAACCUUCCAAAAGACACAUACUUUUCUUUUUAGAUAAUGAUUUAAAAAAAGCUAAAACAAAGGAAAUUCAAACUUGAACCUGUUGAUAUUCAGGUGAAUGAAUACCUAUCAACACAAUGAAAUAUUUAUCUGAAACAUGUUAGAACACUGGACAUAAAACAAAAUAUUACUGCCUUAACCUAAAAGGUGUAUUGUUUAACUUUUGUUUUUGUUUUUGUUAUUGUCAUGACUGAGAUUGUAAUAAAUGGUGAUUCAGCUUG